Molecule: messenger RNA, 2091 nt
Organism: Lizanozyma spartinae
Lineage: Eukaryota; Fungi; Ascomycota; Pichiomycetes; Serinales; Debaryomycetaceae
Gene: FRE10
Product: Fre10p
Exons: 1
Coding region: 1-2091 (696 amino acids)
Biological process (GO): iron ion transport; intracellular iron ion homeostasis; copper ion import
Cellular component (GO): plasma membrane
Molecular function (GO): ferric-chelate reductase activity
Source: RefSeq, a predicted model, not a curated record
AUGGUAUCAUUGUCAGUUAUCAUUGCUGCCACAUUGUUGCUGACAGCUGCUGCUCAUAAAGUCAACAUCAUUUAUCACAACAGGGACAUUGCAGUUAAAGCUUGUUCCACGUACUUAACUAGAACCGCGACAUUGCACGGUAAGAAGGACAAGAAAGGCUUUUGCAAUGUCAAAGCCCAACAAGCUUUGGGCUCGAUGGCUAACUGUUUGCAUGUAUUAAAUCAAACUGGAUCUAUCGAUAGUUUUCUUGAUUCAUGUAAGCACACCAACUUAACUAGAGCUCAAUUUGAUGCUGCUUACCUCAAUGCCUCCACUCAACUAGUAAAUACUACUGCCGUGAAAGGUUUCAACACUACCAAGUUGUUUUAUCAACCAAUCAUUACUCCCAAGAAAAAGAUUCGUAACUACAAGGACUCAAUUGGUACUCGUUUUAUUAAUUUCAAUUACGCUUCAUGGUAUGGUAUAGUUUUGAUUGGAUACUGGUUUGCCCUUGUUUUGGUCUCUGGUUUCUUCAACUUUUUAAAGUUUGCUGCUCCUAAUUUUGUUCAAAGUCUCAAUUCUAGAAUUGUCACCAAAUACAGAAAAUAUGUCACCGUACCUGCCACUGGCUCAAAACAUCAUGCUGAAAUCAAAACGUAUUUUAAAGUCUUCAGCAUGGUUGUACCUACUAGAGCAGAAUCAUUGAUGAUUUUUGGUUGGGUAGUUUUAGCUAUUAUCUUCAACUGUGUCAGCUACCAUUCGGUUUCUCCUAACACUGUUUGGAAGUAUAAAUAUGCCGAAAUGGGUAGAAAGAUUGCUGAUAGAACUGGUGUGAUGUCUUUGUACUUGAUUCCUCCAACUGUUCUCUUUGCUGGUAGAAACAACUUAUUGCAAUGGAUUUCAGGUUGGAAAUACCAAAGAUUCUUAAUCUUGCACAGAUGGGUUGCUAGAGUCACUACCCUUUUAUUUAUUGUCCAUGCUGUUGGUAUGACCUUUAAUGGACGUGGUAUUGGAAAGUACCAACAAAGAAAUGGUAGACCAUAUGUCCGUUGGGGUUAUGUUGGUACAAUUGCUGCAUGUCUUAUGUGUUUCCAAGGUUUGAUCUUUUUGAGAAGGAAGGCCUAUGAAUACUUUCUUCUUGGGCACAUUGUUUUAGGUGUUUUGUACAUGGUAGGAGGUUACCUUCAUGUUGAAAAAGAUGGCUACCAUUACUUCUACAUGAGUGCCUUCUGUCUUUGGGCUUUGGAUAGAGUACUAAGAUUGGUAAGAUGUGCUACUUUCGGUGUCAAGCCAGCAGAGGUGGAAUUAAUAGGCGAAGAAAUGAUGAGAGUUACUGUGGACAAGCCAACAUGGUGGAAAGCUUUCCCUGGUUGCCAUGCUUUCGUUUCGUUCAUGAGACCUUCCUGUUUCUGGCAAUCUCAUCCAUUCACUGUUUUGGACAGUGUGGAUGGCAAGCUCGUAUUCCUUAUUAGGGUUAAAGGAGGUGUAAGCCACGGCCUUUAUAAGUUCUUGAGUAAGCAACCUAACCAAAGGGCUACUAUCAAGGUUUCUAUUGAAGGACCUUAUGGUGCCCACAAUCCAAGCUCCAGAUACAAUAAUACUGUGUUUGUAGGUGGUGGAAACGGUAUUGUUGGGUUGUAUUCUAUUGCAAUGAAUAUGGCUAAGAAGUCCAAGGCUUCUCAAAGAAUUAAGAUCCACUGGGGAGUGCGGAACUACCUGAACUUACAAUGGUUUUACAACGAAUUACAACAAUUAUCCACUGUUAAUGUUGAUACUACUAUUUACGUUAGUGAUUGCCAAUGUCCAAUCAACACAAGAUUCAUGGAAAAGAACAGUGACUCUGAAGAAGAUGAAAAGAGUAGCGGUGAUGAAAAAUCCGGAUCGGAUCAUGUUAGCAGUUUGAAGGCAUCCCUUCCGCACAUUGAAUUUGUUGAAGGAAGACCCAAUGCUGAACAAAUUGUACAGAAUGAAAUAAGUCAAACCAUUUCCCCCAUUGCAUUCACAACUUGUGCCCAUCCCGCAUUUGUGGACGACGUUAGAAAGGCUGUGGUGAACAACAUGGAUAAGACUAAACAGAGAGUCGACUUGUUUGAAGAAAUUCAAGUCUGGUAA